AUGCGUCGCGUCGUCGUGACGGGCCUCGGGGCCAUCACGCCGCUUGGCGUGGGAAUUCGCCGCACCUGGUCCCGACUUCUCGCCGGAGACUCGGGCAUUACGAGCGUCGCCACUCGUGAGCCGCAGGCUCGAUGGCGAGAGCUGACGAGCACCGUCGCCGGCGUCGUUCCCUGCGGCGAGAAGCAGGGCCAGUGGAGGGCUUCCGAUUGGCUCACCGCCGCCGACGAGCGGCGGAUGUCGACCUUUACCCAGUACGCCGUCGCCGCCUCCGAGAUGGCACUGGAGGACGCAGGCUGGCGUGCCGUCGGCCAGGAGGACCGAGAGGCGACGGGAGUCUGUCUGGGAAGCGGCAUCGGCAACCUGGAUGAAAUCUACGAGACCAGCCUGGCUCACGACGGCGGCGGCUAUCGGAAGGUGUCGCCGCUCUUCGUCCCCAAAAUCCUCAUCAACAUGGCCGCCGGGCACGUCGCCAUGAGGCACGGCUUCCAGGGGCCGAACCACGCGGCCACGACGGCCUGCACGACGGGGGCACACUCCAUCGGUGACGCAUCCCGCUUCGUCGCCAUGGGAGACGCGGACGUCAUGGUCGCCGGCGGGUCCGAGUCCUGCAUCCACCCCCUCACCUUUGCCGGCUUCGGACGGGCCAGGUCGUUGUCGACGGCGUACAACGACGACCCGCGCGGCAGCUGCCGCCCCUUUGAUGCCGGCCGCUGCGGGUUCGUCGUGUCCGAGGGAGCCGCCGUUUGCGUCGUCGAGGAGCUGGAGCAUGCCAAAGCGCGGGGGGCGAGAAUCUACGCCGAGGUCCGCGGCUACGGCUGCAGCGGCGAUGCGUAUCACAUGACGGCGCCGAGGGAGGAUGGUAACGGCGCCUACCUGGCGAUGAGGCGUGCGCUGAGCAAGGCCAACAUCAAGCCGUCCGAAGUGGACUACAUCAACGCCCACGCGACGGGAACGCUGGUGGGAGACGUCGCCGAGGCAGCAGCGAUCCGGCGCUUGAUGCUCGGCGAAGAAGGCGUGUCGUCGGAGUCGCAGGUCACGGUGAGCAGCACCAAGGGCGCCCUUGGUCAUCUCCUCGGUGCUGCUGGCGCCAUCGAGGCUCUCUUUUCCGUUUUGGCCAUACACGAGGGAAUUGUGCCGGCCACCCUGAACCUGACGACGCCCGACGUUGGUUUCGGCUUCAACCUUGUGCCGUUGGAAGCGCAGCCGAAACGGGUCAAGGUUGCCGUCAGCAACAGCUUCGGCUUUGGCGGCACAAACAGCAGCCUCGUCUUUUCGCAGCUAUCUUGA
Molecule: messenger RNA, 1287 nt
Organism: Drechmeria coniospora
Lineage: Eukaryota; Fungi; Ascomycota; Sordariomycetes; Hypocreales; Ophiocordycipitaceae
Exons: 3
Coding region: 1-1287 (428 amino acids)
Biological process (GO): fatty acid biosynthetic process
Molecular function (GO): 3-oxoacyl-[acyl-carrier-protein] synthase activity
Source: RefSeq, a predicted model, not a curated record